This is a messenger RNA of Diaporthe batatas, 1053 nucleotides long. RefSeq lists its product as uncharacterized. The coding region runs from base 1 to 1053 and encodes 350 amino acids. NCBI's taxonomy places the organism in Eukaryota, Fungi, Ascomycota, Sordariomycetes, Diaporthales, Diaporthaceae. The record is from RefSeq and is a predicted model, not a curated record. Gene Ontology annotation, molecular function: dioxygenase activity. The transcript is spliced from 3 exons.
AUGUCCAACGAAAUCCCCCUCAUUGAUUUCUCUGAUUUCUACUCGCCUGACCCAGCAGUCAAGGCCGGCGUGGUUGACCAGAUCCGCCAGAGUUGCUUGUACAAUGGUUUUUUCCAGAUUAAGAACCAUUCUGUCCCACUGGAGCAACAGAGCGCUGCCAUGAAAAGUGCCAAGAGGUUCUUCUCCCUAGAUCUGGAGGAGAAGCAAAAAGUCUCCAAGAAUAACAAUACUUGGAACCGCGGGUACGAGAUGCUCCGAUCACAGAUCUUGGAGGAAGGCACCCAGCCCGAGCUGAAGGAAGGCUUUUACAUUGGCGAUGACAUCUCUGCCGAUCACCCCUACUUCUUGGAGAAGAAACUCAACAGCGGGCCAAACCAGUGGCCGGAGCCUCUGGGGCACACAUUCCAGGAAACGACCAUGACCUACUACAAGUCAACCGUUGGCUUGGCCGCUGAUCUUCUGAAGGCCCUGGCGCUGUCCCUAGGCCUUGAAGAGGACUACUUCUCUGAGUUCAUGAACGGUGCUGUAGCGACGAUGCGGCUGCUCCACUAUCCGAGUCAACCAGCCGACGCGGACGAGAAGUUGUCGCGAGGAAUCGGUGCUCACACUGACUUCGGGGCGAUCACUCUACUCUUGCAGGACGAGGUCGAUGGUCUGCAGGUCUGGGAUAAGCGUUCGGAAACAUGGAUCGAUGUCGAGCCCACCAAAGGUGCUUUGGUCAUAAACCUGGGCAAUCUCAUGUCUCGGUGGACAAAUGAGAAGUACAAGAGCAACGUCCACCGAGUCAUCAACAAGUCAGGAAAAGAGCGUUACUCUAUCCCCUUGUUUGUGUCGGGUAACCCCGACUACCUCGUCGAGUGCAUCCCGACAUGUAAACUUGCGGAUGAACCGGCGAAAUUCCCCCCAGUUACGGUUCAGGAGGCCGUAUCCGCAGCCUACGCUGAGUCUUAUGGGAGAGCACAGCUUUUCAAGCAGGGCUUGGAGAAAGUGGUUGCGAGCACUACGGCAGCGGCAUCGUCUCCCGCGGCUGGCACGCCAAUUGCUGCUGCUUAA